AUGCUUGCCAGGUCUGCCAGCCGUGCUCUGCUGCAGCCUGCACGUCGCAUCAGCCGACUCCGCCAAUGCACUUCACCAAGGAUCAAGACUCCCUCACGGCGACUCGCCACUGUCGCGCCAACGAUACCUGCGUCUACCGAUGACCUAGAACUCGUCGCGCUUUUUGACCAGCCCCAAGGCAGGUCUGCCUUCGCCGGACCCUCCUCGACUGGAAUCUUCCAACACUCGCAACUGACGACUCCCGCGUCCUUCACCGCCCUCGCCGACUCCACCCUCGUCCGAGCACAGCUGCUGACAGAACGCAUAAUACGCGCCCGGGACAACCGACAUGAGCUAGGAAAGGUCGUCAAGAACUUGGACAGACUGAGCGAUGCACUUUGCGGUGUCAUCGACCUCGCUGAGCUCGUCAGAAAUGCACACCCGGACGCGGAGUGGGUCGAGAGCGCGAACACGAGUUACGAGAAGCUGUGCGAGUUCAUGAAUGUUCUUAACACGCAUGUUGGUCUUUACGAGGUGCUACGUGAUGUUCUUUACAAUCCAGAGCUCUCCGCAGCGCUCAGCCCAGAAGCUCGCGAGACUGCUCUCAUCUUCUGGCGAGACUUUGAGAAGUCUGCCAUUGCCCUUUCGCCCGACAAGAAGGAACGCUUCGUGUCUCUCUCGUCCAACAUUCUCUCUGUUGGCCGAGACUUUGUCAAUGACUCCUCUUCUCCGCGUCCGCCAGCGUCCAUUAUGGCGUCCGAAAUUGCUGAUCUCAAGGACAAAGGGAUGGGUUCUAGGCUUCGGCGACAAGCUCUCUUCACUCAGAGGGAGCUCCUUGUUUACCCUGGCUCGCACCAAGCGCAUAUGAUAAUGCGUUCUGCACCCUCAGAGGAGCCUCGGAAGAAGGUAUACAUCGCAAGCCACACCAGCACACCGGAACAGGUUGCUCGGCUGGAGACUUUGUUGCGUUUGAGGGCAGAGCUUGCUCAGCUGGUCGGUAGGGAUAGCUACUCGGGGAUGGCACUGAGCGAUAAGAUGGCAAAGUCACCGGAGAAUGUGAAGCAGUUCUUGGACACCUCGCUAGAGCGCACAGGCGUGUCCGCGAGGCGUGCACUGCAUGCGCUGAGCGUGCGGAAGCAGGCUCAUUUGAACGCUUCAACACUACCUAUCAUACAGGCUUGGGAUAGGGACUUCUACUGCCCACCAGAACCACGAUUGCCUCCUGUUGCCCUUCCACCUCUAACACUCGGCCGAACGAUCAUGGCAUUAUCACGGCUGUUUAAACACAUGUAUGGCAUAUCUCUACGACAUGUCAAGGUAGAACCAGGAGAGGUGUGGCAUUCUGACGUCCACAAACUCGAAGUUGUCGACGAAGAUCACGGUGUCAUUGGAUGGAUCUACGCCGACCUCUUCGCCCGACCAGGUAAAGCGCCAGGUGCUGCACAUUACACCGUUCGCUGCUCCCGGCGGACAGAUGAUGACGAUGAAAGUGGGGACCUUACCUUUGAUGGUGCUGACAACUUUCUUCGCUUGUCUCGAGACUUUGAGGCUGCCAAGAGGCAUCGAAUCCGUGGCCGGGAAGGAGAAUAUCAGCUCCCGCUCGUCGUGCUUUUGUGUGACUUCUCGCCUCCAACAGCGGCUCGCGGUGCCACCACUAUCGACUGGCCAGACAUCAUGACAUUCUACCACGAAAUGGGUCAUGCCAUGCACUCCAUGAUCGGCAGAACGGAAUACCACAACGUCGCCGGGACGCGCUGUGCCACCGACUUCGUCGAGCUGCCUUCCAUCCUUAUGGAACACUUCCUUACCUCGCCCCGCGUACUAUCCCUCUUCGAAACCGACGGGUCCUCGAUCGCCAACCAGACUGCCAACCACCACGAAGACCCGUGCCACCACAUCGACGACCACACCAACGUCCUCCUUUCCAUCCUUGACCAGAACUACCACUCCACCGCCGUUCUCGACCCGAAGUUCGACUCGACCUCUGUCCUCGCCAACUUGCAGAAUUCGCGUGGGUUGAUACCGCACGUUGCCGGAACCUCGUUCCAGACGCAAUUUGGACACCUCUUCGGGUAUGGCGCGACAUACUACUCGUACCUUUUCGACCGGACGAUCGCAUCUCAGGUCUGGCGGAGAGUUUUCGUACAGGAUCCUCUGAACCGCGAGACAGGGGAGAAGUAUAAACGUGAUGUACUCAGCUUCGGUGGAGGGAAGGAUCCUUGGUUGAUGCUCAGCACUUUGUUGAAUGCACCGGAGUUGGAGACGGGCGAUGCUGCUGCCAUGCGCGAAGUGGGAGAGUGGCGAUUGGCGAGCGACGACGUGAUGCCUGAACGUCAUUAAUCGAUUUCUUCUUGCUUGAUGUUCCCUGUUCCUAGAUAGAGAGCCCAGCAGAUUAGAUGCUAUAAUAUUAUAAGAUCCAGAUAACAAAGUGAUAGCGAUACAAAAU
Coniophora puteana RWD-64-598 SS2 is the source of this 2425-nucleotide messenger RNA. RefSeq names its product mitochondrial intermediate peptidase. The transcript is spliced from 4 exons. Gene Ontology annotation, cellular component: mitochondrion. The coding region runs from base 1 to 2319 and encodes 772 amino acids. The record is from RefSeq and is a predicted model, not a curated record. Gene Ontology annotation, biological process: peptide metabolic process. Gene Ontology annotation, molecular function: metalloendopeptidase activity. NCBI's taxonomy places the organism in Eukaryota, Fungi, Basidiomycota, Agaricomycetes, Boletales, Coniophoraceae.